UGCUGCUGCUGCUGCUGCUGUUCCCCCUCACACCCCACCUCCUCCCCCAGCCUCCGGCUCCCCUGCCGCCUGGGCUACGAAGACAGAAGGACAGAGGGCCCACGUGAGCCUCAGUAAGUGUGGUUGAACCCUCUCAGGCUCCCCUUGCCCAAGAUUCCGCCAGACUCCUCCAGCCUCUGAGCAGGUUGAAGUUCAUGAGUUCACCCAGCCUCAGUGACCUGGGCAAGAGAGAGCAGGCAGCCUUGGAUGAGCGAGGAGCCCAGCAGCGCCAGGCCUGCUCCAACGCCACCUGGAACAGCAUCCACAAUGGAGUGAUUGCUGUGUUCCAGAGGAAGGGCCUUCCGGAGCACCAGCUGUUCCACCUGAACGAAGGAGUCAGGCAGCUGCUGAAAACUGAGCUGGGCUCUUUCUUCACGGAAUAUCUCCAGAACCAGCUGCUAACCAAAGGCAUGGUGAUCCUGAGGGACAAGAUUCGUUUCUAUGAAGGACAGAAGCUUCUAGAUUCUUUGGCCGAAACCUGGGAUUUCUUUUUCGGGGAUGUCUUGCCCACACUCCAAGCCAUUUUCUACCCCGUUCAGGGGAAGGAGCCCUCCGUCCGCCAGCUGGCCCUCCUGCACUUUCGGAACAUUAUCACGCUCAACAUUAAGCUGGAAGAUGCCCUCUCGAGGUCUCGGGCCAGGAUCCCCCCCUCCAUUGUCCAAAUGCUGCUGGUCCUCCAGGGUGUCCAUGAAUCCAAAGGCAUCACAGAAGACUAUUUGAAGCUUGAGGCUCUGAUCCAGAAGGUGGUCUCCCCCUACCUGGGUACCUACGGCCUCUAUUCCGAUGACGGACCCUUCACACACUCCUCCUGCAUCUUGGAAAAGCGCUUUUCCCGGCGCCCCAAGGCAGGCGACGCCCUGGCCAAGAACCCGGUGGUCCGCUCCAAGAGCUACAACACGCCGCUGCUCACCCCGGUGGCGGAGUACGAGGCCGAGGGGCUGGCGGCGGGCGGCGCCGGCGUCCGCAGACACUCCGUCUCCGAGAUGACGUCGUGCCCCGAGGCGCAGGACUUCGCGGCCCUCGGCGCCGCCCUUGACCUCGGCUCCCAGGGCUCGUCCCUGGCGGCCGAGGCCGAGCGCUCCGCGGCCCAGGCCCGGCCCGGGGGCCCGUGCCGGCAGCACCGCGAGCCCAGCCCGCCCUUCCGCCUGGCCCGGGCCGGAGCUUCAGCCCCUUCCUCCAGCCCCGAGAACCUCGUAGACCAGAUCCUGGAAUCCAUGGAUUCCGACUCGGAAGGGAUCUUCAUAAACUUUGACCGAGGACGCUCGAAGGCCGCGGGCUACGGCGUGGACGGGGGCAGACAGAGCGUCGUGUGACGGCUCCCGGCGGAAGGACCGCCCGGCUCGGGGCGAGGCCAGAACAUGUGUCAGAGGCGGCCAGGACGCGGAGGGCAGCCUGCGCUGGGAGGAGGGGCCCGGGCACAACGCCCUCCCUCCGUGAGCCUCGGCCUCCUGUUAAAUAGGGGGGGAAAUCCCUGCCCUGCUGACCUCCCGGGGCCGACCUGAGGAUCCCAGGAAAUAAUAAUACGUGCCGAGGCACUUUGGAACUCUGCUGCACUGUGUGUAGGGUGUGUGUGUGUGUGUGUGUGUGUGAAUGAGAGAGAAUGAAUGAAUGAGAGAGACAGAAAAUGAAUGCGAGAAAGAGAGCGAGAAUGAGAAUAUGAGAAAAUACAGGAACCAUUGGAUGUAUUUUUUCACUCCCUGAAUUUCUCAGUCCCCUCCCAUCAGGUUUUUUGCCCCUGGGCAGGGCUUCCCCAGGGGAGGGGCUUUCCCAGUGGAUCUAUCUCAGCGCUCCUGCCCCUUUCUCCCAGGGACUCUUCAACCUCGGAGCCUUUUUUUUUUUUUUUUUUUUUUGCAUUCUCUAUCAACUGAUCACCAAGUGUUUUCCCUGCCCCUGGCACUGGGCAAGGCCCUGGAGAUACAGAUGAAUAAUCCAGCAGUUCUUGUCUCGAUGGAGCUCACAUUCUGCAAAGGAAUAUAACAGAACUAUAUUCAAGUAAUAAGCUAGCCAAGAAACACAAAGGGGUUUUCAACCAGAAGGACACUAGGAUUGAGUUUUUUGAGGCUCAGCCACUGGGCACUGGGUCGGUGAGCAGCCUUGUUCUCAGUCCAGGUUCACCCCAGAACCUCCCAGGAAAUAGGAAUAUACCGAGGCUGGCCAGCAUAAGUGGGUCACCCAAACACACACACCUCCCUCAGUCCCCUUUCAGGGUCAGCAUUCCAGGAGAGACUCCCAGGGAAAGUUGAGAGGGAAGCCUCUCAACGGGGCAGCCAAACCCUGUGAACAGCAGUCUCUCUGGGUCAGGGUCACUCCCCUAAAAGUGCCCCAAAGCUCCCUGGUUAUCACCCGUCUGUCACCAGGGACAGUAACAAUCAAGAUUUCCCACCCCUCGAUCCCCACCAAACAAGUGCCCUCCAUGCGUUGGGGCUGCUGCCUCCUCCUGAUCCUAUCCGUAGCCUGGCCGUGAUGCUGGCAGCCUGGGCCCCCCGCCCCACCCCCAGCAGUGAUAGCUCAGCCCAAAAAUGGUCUCUGUUGCUGAAUCUGUGACUGGAAACAGCUAAAGAAAGGUGCUCCUCUGGAGCUGGUCUCCCCUUCCUCCUCUCCCCAGCUCAGGCUGCCUCUUCCCAGGCUCCCUAGACACACGAUGACAAAGAGGAAGGAACGUUCCCAGAGUAGCCUCCUUAUUUAUUGAGCAGGCCUGGGUCUGGCUGCGAGCAGCGCAUGAAUUUAGGCACAGAAGGAGUUUCCCUGCCUCUCUCCCAACCCCAUCCAGGACUAAGGUAGUUUGCAAAAUGAGGAGGCUGGGAACCAGAGCCUUGCCUUCCCACCUGCCUUCUGCACUCAGGCUGUGGUUCUCGAUUUUCCCCUCACUGGUCCAAGUCCCCCACAGUCUUGGAUACUUAAAUAAAAAUCCAUGAAUAUAAAA
This is a messenger RNA of Antechinus flavipes (yellow-footed antechinus), 2962 nucleotides long. RefSeq names its product proline rich 5 (gene PRR5). Gene Ontology annotation, biological process: TORC2 signaling. Gene Ontology annotation, cellular component: TORC2 complex. Bases 195 to 1352 code for a protein of 385 amino acids. Lineage: Eukaryota; Metazoa; Chordata; Mammalia; Dasyuromorphia; Dasyuridae. The transcript is spliced from 10 exons. The record is from RefSeq and is a predicted model, not a curated record.